This is a messenger RNA of Nestor notabilis (Kea), 240 nucleotides long. It is a transcript of the gene FAM174C, whose product is annotated as chromosome unknown open reading frame, human C19orf24. Gene Ontology annotation, cellular component: extracellular region. The annotation marks the transcript as partial. The transcript is spliced from 2 exons. Lineage: Eukaryota; Metazoa; Chordata; Aves; Psittaciformes; Psittacidae. The record is from RefSeq and is a predicted model, not a curated record.
CUGAAGCGGGCGGUCUAUGUGCUGAGCGCCCUCUCGGCUCUAGCCGCGCUCUAUUUCCUCCUGCGGGCGUUCCGCCCUAGGUCAGAGGGACCCAGAAACGAGCGAAAAACUCAUUUCAGGUUGAAGAAACCUCAGCGGAAGAAAUACGGGCUCCUGUCAAACUAUGACGAGAACAUGGAGGUGGCCUCGCUCGACAGCGACGAGGACACGGUGUUUGAGAUGAGAAACCUGAGGCGGUAA